ACCAUGCUUCGAGGUGCCAAUUUGUUAACAGACACACUGUCAAGCGGUAUUAAAUGUGUAUUGGGGUAGAAUUUUUGGACAGCGGUCGGAUUCGUUUGUUUGACAGGAUUAAUACGCAAAGUGAGAGGAUUCCGAACGAUCGUUUCUAAGAUUUUUUUUAAUCAUGGCUGGCAUUGUACCAUUAUCUGGCAAAUCUGGAAGAAAACAAUGGACCCUGCAUGAUGGACCAGGUGGAUUUCUUAGAAGAUUACGAUCACAGUUGGCCGAAGAUGGAUGCCCGGAGUCUCAAGUAGUGUUGGCUAAACAACUUUUGGAAGAAAGAUGCGAUCUGGAUGUUGACAAGGAAGAAAAUGCAAAGUUGGGUGUAUAUUGGCUCACAAAAGCUUCAGAGCAGGGUAACUUGGAAGCAACAGAUAUUCUUAGGAAAUGCUUAGCUACUGGUCGUGGUAUCACGGAACAUAAUUACUUCGAUGUAAAGAGUUGCCUUGAUAUGACUCAAGAUGAGAAACUGGCUAGAAAAGCAGCUAGGGAAAUGUUUACUAGUCUCUCGAACGGAGAAGAUUUUAUCACAACAGAGCAGCUACAAAGACGAAUGAGAGAUUUAGCAUCAAAUUCGUCCAAUGACGCAAGUUGUUCUCGCUCAAGCAACCUCGUGCGCAAUAAUCCUAGAAAAAAUGGAAACGAUGUUUCAAGCAACAAUUUCCCCAAGAACGGGCUUCCCGAUGACUCGACGUCUAAAAAAGACAAGGAAAAGGAAAACGAUGCCCACGAUUGGGUGCAUCAUCAGGGAGAAAAGAUUUCAGAAGCAGCCCUGGUCUCCGCUGCAGCUAGUUACGCUCGCGGGAUGCUUCCAAUAGUUUCGCACGCAUUGUGCAUGGUAGACUCGUCGCAAAUGGCACUGGAUACAGUACCAUUGUUGCAAAGGCCUCUCGUUCAUCCCCUCGCGUCGUUGAAACGUCUUUACGUUUGGUUGAUAGAAACGUUAGGUCAAAGAGGAAUGUCAAUUAGAAGAAUUCUUUUCACAUCGAAUAUACAUAUAUUAUUAUUGCUCUUACUGUAUUCGUUAUUAGGCACAGAAAACAUCAUACUCUUCGUACCGUUGGCACUAUACUAUUUGUCUUUCGUCGUAAUGGUUAUCGCCACUUUUCAAAUAUUACAACGAAAACGCGAGUUCAAUAAUUUCCGCGUCUGGUCGGGUCUGUUCCUCAGUUAUUCGAGCGGCAAUUUAAAUCCCGAAGAAGCAGAGUACCAGUACUGUUGCAAUAAUCUGAAACCUUACGGUCAUUUUUUUCUCGCCUUGCUCGUGAAUCUAAUGACCUAUCCGAUCAUAGCUCAUCAAUGGACACCUCAGUCGGAGUUCACUAUCAUCGCGGUCGCUUUAACGUUGGUGACGCUCAUGAAUUUCUUGUGGAAAGACUCCUCGAAAUUCCCGGACUUUUUAGCUCUCUUUAGUUUCGGUGUUCACGUUCUCGCUAAGUAUCCGUACGAAAUGGAUAUCGUGGUUGCUCAGGGAUGGCGGUUCUUGGACAUAAGAGUGCCAACGUUUGCUUCGUACGUCGUUGGCAACGGUAUAGAAUUUUGUUUAAAUUUCCGUGCGGUUUUCUAUCUUUUGAUCCCAGCGGUUUUCGCAAAAAUGGCCGCCCAGGAUAAUUGGCGGGGAACUUAUCAAACCCUGAUACCUCAUUGUGUCACCUUAAGUUGGUGGCAAAUAGCGAUCUUUAGUUCGCAAGGUGCAACCUGGUAUGGCUUGAUCAGGGGUGCUCUGGCGUUGGUCGGUAUGGUACUCUUUUUGCCGCUCGCGGGGUUGGCGUCGAUCAUCUUGCCGAUCGUGGCUGCUGCGAAAUAUUUGUCGGAAAGCGAUCUAGCAAUGAGAGUGGCCGUAACUGCGUUGCUAGGAGGGACGCCGUUUCUUGCUUCCUGGUACAUAAGGAAAACUAGAAUUCCCAAGUUCAAUUGGAUCAUCACCGUUAUCCAAUUGUUCAUGGGCAUUGGCGCCGGUAUGUUUUUGUCCUGGCCAAUGAUCAUGGAAUACAAACAAGAGCCCAACACGUACGAAGUUCUGUCCACGCUCUCGUGGGAACAGUACCAGAAUCAUUGCCACCAACCUGCGUGGGAACAAUUGUCGUCCAAAGCGCAAGUACAGGUCCAGUGCGCAGAUUUGGAGGGAAUACUGGUUUCGUGGGAAGGUUAUGUGACAAAUAUUAAACUAAGAUCAAUAAAGAACAGCAUCGCGGUGAUAUUUAACAAAUUACCUGACAGUAUUAGAAACGUGAUUAGCUGUAUGUACGGCGAACCGUAUUCAAACAAUUGCAACACCGCCGACGAGUUACGGCAGAAGAAUUGCAAACAUUUCGCGACCAUUCAGAAACGAAGGAACAAGUGUCACUUUCCCGUUUGGAAUUACUACGAGUUCGAGAUCUCGGUGAAGAUGAAAAGCGGUAUGUGGGGUAACAACGCGGAGGUUGUGCUGGUAACGGAUCAUUCUUUCGCCAAUUUUAGUUUGAAUAUGUACCCGGGGGACAAAAUUUGGUUUUCUGGCACGCUCUUGAACGACGGUUUGAGGGAGGAAUCAUUGCUAGGCGGUUCCGAGCCGCACAUUCAAUUAGAGGAAAUCGGUUGCAUCGCGUGUCACUCCAAUCAGUUAAAAUCUUACAGACGCUACAAAUAUCAUAUAACGUUGAGUUCGAUUUUAAGCGACCUCUGCCUGGGCGUAAAGACAGUUCUGAACUUUUUGUUAAAUCCUAUCGUGAUGUUCAAAUAAUCGUAAUGUGCCGAAUCGAAAUGUUUGUUUCAGAACGUUUUAGAUAGAAUUGUUUGCGUCGAGAUAUAAAUUUCGAUGGUGUCUUGGGGAAUUUUAUUUCGAGCUACUUGAAAUUCGUUGGGGUAUGUCUGUCGCAAGAUAUCCGCGUGAUAGACUUCGUAAGAAAAAGAGACGAAACACAAACAGAAAUAGAUAGAAGUAAAUACGCUAUAUGGAGAAAAAAAAAAAAACAAAGAAGUUAGAAGAAUGAUAUUAUCGUUUUUAAUAUAGAAGUUAUUGGUAGAUUUAUUAUGAUUGAAUUAGAAAUUAUUCUCGUUUAGAUACCGAAGUAAAUACUCCUAAAGAAAUACUUUUUUAAUUGAUGUACACGUGUACGUAAGUCUAUAUAGAAAAAUUGCAGGCAUAUUUUGAUGUUAUCAACGCCUCAGGCAUUAGAAUUUCAGCGAAAACUCGUAAAAUAUCUCUACGUCAAAGUACACUUAUAUAUAUGUAUAUUUUAAGAUCGACAUAUUUUCGUAAGUAUUACUGCCGGUAAUAGAGACAAAUGCGCUUAAUAUUUUUCUAUUCCGUUUUCGGAAAAUCAAAGCAGGCGGGGGACCUCUUUGACUUUAUUUUAACACAACAAUAAAAUAUUAACACAGUUUUUGUAACGCUAAAUUUUAACGAGAAACAUCAUUCGCGUCUAAUUAACAAAGUUGAUCCACGUUUAUGAACAAUGUAUCUACAACGAAUGUGAUGUGAGUACCUAUAGUGUCGAUGUUCAGUUUCUUAGAACUUAACGUUACCAUCUUUUAAACGUUCACAUAGAUUUAUGAAACUCGAUGGAAUUACGGGACUAUAAUGUAGUCGUUGAAAUAUCUUUACUCUUGUAAAUGUCAUGAAUAUUACAUGUAUUUAUAGAAGUAGUAAAGAUAUAUAUGUACACAUACGAUGCGUAGGUGUCAAAGGUUGCUAUUAAAUUGAUGUUAAGUGUCUAGACAUUGAAAACAUAAACAAUUUAAAAAAGAGUCUUGUAACUGUCUAGUUAGGAUACCGGAGACAGUCAUGCUACACGUCAUAUCAGGACAAUAGUAAAAGACGUAUAGACGAGAUAAAAAGACAAAUAUAGAUGUGCCUUGAUGUU
Colletes gigas is the source of this 3884-nucleotide messenger RNA. It is a transcript of the gene wfs1, whose product is annotated as wolframin. The coding region runs from base 164 to 2761 and encodes 865 amino acids. Gene Ontology annotation, molecular function: protein binding. Gene Ontology annotation, cellular component: endoplasmic reticulum membrane. The record is from RefSeq and is a predicted model, not a curated record. NCBI's taxonomy places the organism in Eukaryota, Metazoa, Arthropoda, Insecta, Hymenoptera, Colletidae. The transcript is spliced from 6 exons. Gene Ontology annotation, biological process: calcium ion homeostasis; endoplasmic reticulum unfolded protein response.